This is a messenger RNA of Tarenaya hassleriana, 3181 nucleotides long. RefSeq lists its product as uncharacterized. The record is from RefSeq and is a predicted model, not a curated record. Bases 180 to 2909 code for a protein of 909 amino acids. Gene Ontology annotation, molecular function: protein binding. NCBI's taxonomy places the organism in Eukaryota, Viridiplantae, Streptophyta, Magnoliopsida, Brassicales, Cleomaceae. The transcript is spliced from 3 exons.
UCGUCGUCCCGCUCGGAACAAAAAAAGCCGACAAAUUUCGAAACUUUCCUCUUACUCUGCUUUGCCCGUUUCUUGUUCAUCCACCCACUCAUACGUUUUCUUCGAAACCAUCGAAAAAUUUCUGCAAUCUUGGGAGAUUGUAAUCUAACUCAAGUUAUUUUCCCCCUAAAAGUUUUCCGAUGUCUGCUCCGUCGACUAGCCGGCUCAAAGAUGCGAACGCCGGCUCCGGAGUAAAACCUUUGUCGGGCCAAAAACCCUCGAAGCCUCUGACCCCGGUUUCGAUUUCAAGAAAUAAUCAUGGCCCAGUGCUCCAGAAAUCGUCUUCGGGGAAGGAGAUUCCACGGCUGAGUCACCGGGCUUUUGGGUCGACCCAGAAGCCGGUGCUCCGACCUGUUCCGCGCGUGGAAAAAUCUACCGGCGGAGACAGCGGUGGAGAGGGUCGGAUGAGGUGGUCAACGUCGUCCGGUCCGAGAGGUAAGAGUCCUAGUCCUUCUGACUUAAUCAGGGUUUUCUCCGAUUUGAAAAGGGAAAAGGGAUCUAGGGUGUCCGGGGAAAAAGGUGAAUCGAGUUCAGAUAAGAAAGCUGGGUACAGAAAUUCAGGUGUCAAAUGGGUUGAGAGUGAGAAAAAGGUCCGUGAUUCAUCGUGUAAGUCGAAUAGGGUUUGUGAAGAAACAGAAGAGGAAAGUAAAAUUAAGACGGGUUUAAGCUCUGAUUAUCUGAAAGCAAGCAACUUGGAUGGUACUGGCACAAGCAGUUCGAGUUCUGAUCCAAAGACAAUUGCUUUUCCUGGGUGUGGAGACAAAUCUGCAGUUGCUUUGAAAUCUGUUGUUAAAACUGAAAACAUUGGGAGAUGUAGUAAUUCAGUUUCAAGGAGAAAAUCUUUGGAUAAUGGUGGGAAAGUAGUGGAGAUCUUGAAAGAGAAGAGAGUGAGUGAAGGAAGCAGUGGAUUUACAAACAAAUACCAAAGUAAACUGCACGAGAAGCUUGCUUUUCUCGAAGGUAAGGUUAAGAAAAUCUCGUCCGAUAUCAAGAAGACAAAGGACAUGUUGGACUUGAGUAAUCCGGAUGCAUCGAAGAUGAUACUCUCCGAUAUACAGGAGAAAAUCUCAGGGAUUGAAAAGGCUAUGGGUCAUGUUGUCAGUGAUGCUGAUGGCAAGAAUAAUCUGCCUGGCCAGAGUUCAAACGAAAAUUAUCAAGCGGCAAAUGUGAAACCUUCGGUUAAAGGAUUGAACAGUGAAGAGCUAGAAGACAGGCUUUUUCCUCACCAGAGGUUGCUGAAGAGCAGAACACGAUCAAAGACAUCAUCAGAAGACACAAAAAUCCAUGUCAUGUCAGCUUCAGUUGCAUCCAGUGAGGAAGCAAAGGUUGAAGUUAUGCCCUUGGAUCCUACCGAGGAGAAUGAGAUAGCUACAGAGUUCUUGGCUUCACUUGACAGGGAGAGAAGUGAAGUCAAAAUUAGGAAUGAUGAGACUGAUUCGAAGAAUCUUGAAGUGCAAGAGAUGGAUGCAGAGGAAAUGCCCGAGAAACAAGAUUCUUCAGAACAGAUCAAUGUCAGUUCCAGCUUAAAUGAAAUUCUUAGAGCAGAUGAAAUCCUUGAAGAAUUUGAUGAUGGUGGGAAUAGAGAAGAGAUGGAGUAUGAGGAGAUUGAGGAUGCAGGCAUGUACAAGCUAAAUGAAAUCGGGACAAAAAAUUCUACUGGAGGAUGGUUUGUAUCAGAAGGAGAAGCAGCUCUUCUCACUCACGAUGAUGGUUCAUGUUCCUAUUACGACAUUACUAACUGCGAGGUGAAAUCGGUGUACAAUCCUCCGAAUGGAUUCUUACCAAACACUUGGAGGGACUGUUGGAUAGUUCGAGCAACAGGUGCAGAUGGCUGCUCGGGUAGAUAUGUUGUGUCUGCUUCUGCUGGAAAUACACUAGAAUCUGGAUUUUGUUCGUGGGAUUUCUACACAAAAGAGAUCAAAGCUUUCCACUUCGAGGAUGGAUCAAAAAGAUCUAAUUCAAGAACGGUCCUUGCUCCUUUGUCCAGUAACACUUCUUAUGGUAAAAACACUCUGGCUUGUUCGUUGGAGCCAGAAACUCGACAAUGGUGGUAUAAACCUUGUGGACCUCUUAUAAUCUCAACUGCCAGUUCUCAAAGGCUGGUUAAGGUUUUCGACAUAAGGGAUGGAGAACAAAUUAUGAGAUGGGAGUUGCAGAAGCCUGUGUCAGCUAUCGAUUACUCGAGCCCUUUACAAUGGAGGAACAGAGGAAAAGUUGCCAUAGCAGAGGCUGAAGCUAUUUCUGUGUGGGAUGUAAAUUCCCAAUACCCUGAAGCACAGUUAACUAUUUCGUCUUCAGGACGUAAAAUCUCGGCUUUUCAUAUCAAUAACACAGACGCUGAACUGGGCGGAGGGGUGCGUCAAAGGGUAAGUUCCUCGGAAGCUGAAGGGAAUGACGGAGUAUUCUGCACUAAUGAUUCAAUCAACAUCUUGGAUUUCCGUCAUCCACAUGGCAUUGGUGCCAAAAUCCUCAAACUCGGUAUCAACCCUCAAUGUGUAUCUUCCCGUGGUGAUUCAAUAUUUCUCGGCUGUUCCAAUUCUCAGGUGAAGCAAUUCUCAUUGCGCAAACAACGUCUUGUGAGCACAUACUCAUUGCCGGAAUCAAAAUCACACUCACACCACUCUGAUAUAACCCAAGUAUGGGGAAACUCAAACCUUGUCAUGGCUAUCUCCGGCAUUGGACUUUCCAUAUUUGAUGCCACAAAGGAUGAGACAAUGCAGCAGCCAUUGACGGGUGAUCACGGGAAUCAUGAAAACGUUAAAGAAACUAUCGGUCCAGACGACAUGUAUUCCCCUUCGUUUGAUUACUCAGGCGGCCGGGUCCUCCUCAUCUCAAGGGACCGACCUGCUUUGUGGAGACACCUCCUGUAGAAAAGAAAGAGGCUUUUGCUUCAAUGGUCUUACCGGGUUUGCGGUAUAAGAAGCAGUACAUGUAUCUGAAGGAUUUUACACUUCUGAGUUCUGGUUUCGAGUCAAGAGGAUCAAUCUAUGGUAUAAGCUUAACUUUUCUUAGUUGAUGUUGGUUUAUCUUGAACUGUCCAGCACAGCUUGUGCUGCUGUUGUUGUGGUCUGUCUAUCUGUUUGCUCUGUCUGUUUUAAGACAUUACUGAUUUGCUAAAAAAAACUUGUUUUUUUUUGUCAUU